Molecule: messenger RNA, 3765 nt
Organism: Alligator mississippiensis (American alligator)
Lineage: Eukaryota; Metazoa; Chordata; Crocodylia; Alligatoridae
Gene: RAD51B
Product: RAD51 paralog B
Exons: 11
Coding region: 253-1347 (364 amino acids)
Biological process (GO): double-strand break repair via homologous recombination
Cellular component (GO): Rad51B-Rad51C-Rad51D-XRCC2 complex
Molecular function (GO): ATP binding; DNA binding; ATP hydrolysis activity
Source: RefSeq, a predicted model, not a curated record
CGCCCUAAGGCGUGUAGCUCCCCGCAAAGGACCUCAGCCCCCCCCCCCCAGGGGGCACCUUGUUGAGAGUCAGCGCCCCUUGGUGAAGUGCCCACGCGGCUGCCUGACCUCUGCCCUCACGUGGGUGUGCCUGUGCCCUGCCCGAGUGGGGGAGCAGAGGGGAGCUCUCUGGGUCCCCUAAAGCAGCUCAGGUCAAGCUGUGGGAGGCUUAAAGCAGGUGGCAACACAAAGCGCGGCCUCUUGUGGGCUGGGAUGGAGAGUAGGGAGUACAGGUUUGGGAACAUGGCCAGUAAGAAACUGAGAAGAGCAGGAUUGGCACAGGAGCUUUGUGAAAGGCUGAGUCGGCAUCAGAUCAAUACCUGUCAUGACUUUCUGUGUGUGUCAUUCUUGGAGCUAAUGAAAGUAACUGGACAGAGCUAUCAAAAUGUGCAGAAACUUCUUUGCAAAGUCAGUCGAGCCUGUGCCCCCAAAAUGCAGACUGCUUAUGAUCUGAAAAUGAAAAGGGCUGUUAAUCCCUUCUCAGCCUUCUUGUCCACCACCCUGGAUAGUUUGGAUAAAACCUUGCAUGGUGGAGUGGCCUGCGGAUCUCUCACUGAGGUGACUGGCCCACCAGGUUGUGGCAAAACUCAGUUCUGUAUUAUGAUGAGCGUGCUGGCUACUUUGCCUACCAGCCUGGGAGGACUAGAUGGGGCUGUCAUAUACAUUGACACAGAGUCUGCAUUUAGUGCUGAAAGGUUGGUUCAGAUAGCAGAACAUCGGCUCCCUAAUUAUUUUGUCACAGAAGAAAAAUUGGUUUCAAUGACCCGUAGCAUCCAUCUAUAUCGGGAGCUCACCUGUGAGAGUGUACUGAAAAGGAUUGAGUCUUUGGAAGAAGAAAUUAUUUCGAAGAAAGUUAAACUUGUAAUAAUUGAUUCUGUUGCCUCAGUAGUCAGAAAGGAGUUCGAUACCAAACUUCAAGGCAACCUGACAGAGAGAAGCAACUUUUUAGCUCGAGAAGCAUCAAUGUUAAAGUACUUGGCUGAGGAAUUUUCAAUACCAGUUAUCUUGACUAAUCAGAUUACCACAUGGUUGAGCAAUGGCCUUGCUAUCCAGGCAGACCUGGUGUCUCCAGCUGAUGACUUGUCCCUGUCUGAAGUUUCAGGAGCACCUGGGAGCAGGAAGAUGGAAUCUGGGUGUAUGAUAGCAGCACUGGGGAACACAUGGAGUCACAGUGUCAACACUAGGCUCAUACUGCAGUAUCAUGACUUGCAGACAAGGCAGAUCCUGGUCGCUAAGUCCCCUGUUGCUCCAUUCUCAGCUUUCCUCUACACCAUUGAGAAAUCUGGUUUGGUUCUUCAAGAACACUGAGACACGUUUGUGAAAAAUAUGCAACGACAGAAGCAGAAACAUUAACACCUGUUAGUUGGGCCAACACUAUAAAAUGUUGCUGUCAUAACUAUGUUGGUUAGGUGUGUGGAAAAAAACCCCUAUGUGGCAUGGACAUGUCAGCAAAAUUCUCCAGGUAGAUGAAUCUGCACCAGCAAAAGAGACCUCUUGUUGCCAUAGUUUGUCAUUUGAGGACCUGGUUUAAUUGUUAGUAACAAAAGAACUGCUUUUGGUGGGAUACGGGCUUUGUUAGUGUGGCUUUAUGGGUAAGUGAUACAGCCAAAGCCUUUGUAGUAGAGACUUUCCUUUAGUCUUGGAAAUCAAAGCAUCUUGAGGAGUUUACUCUUUUCAGUAAAUAAGUAUAUAACUGAUUAAAAAUGGUGUUGAGAAGAUAAGGAAGGGAAAACUUUCUAAUUUUGAAGAGUGAACUGGGUUUCUUGUGGUUUUCUGGGUUUAAAACCACUAGAAGCCAGCAAAAAAAACCUUUUACUUAACCUUAAUUUAAUACUUCCUUUGCAAACAUAAAAGCUUACCAGUCAUGCCCCUGUUAGGUGAUAGACAGACAUAAGUGACAGAGCUUUUGGCUACCAGUAUAACUUUUGUCUGCUUGAGGGAAGACAUCAAGUAAUUUUAGUCCCAAAUUAGCAAAGCACUUAAGCAUGUGUAUUUAACACGUAGCAUGUAUUUGGCAUGUAUUUAACCCCUUUGAAGCCCCACACUGAUUAUAUCCAUAUGUGUUUUGCUGGAUUUCAGUCAAAGUCCCAACAUUUAGAUUUUGUUUAGAGUUUUUACUAAAUCUGAUACGAAUGAAUCUAGUAUGUUUUCAUAAUUCUUCCUAAGAAAAGGCAUACAAGUACUGUCCCCAGGAUCCUUCUUUAAGAAGGUUUCCAGGCUCUGCAGAGUGGAUGGUGACCACUGAAAUGUUACUAUAAUUCCAGGCUGUGGGAUGAGAGGGAACGAGUGCAUUGUCCUCCACUUCUGCUGUCCUCAGGAUACUUAGCAUUUAGAUACAUGACUAAAUAUUUUUGCUCCUGGGUGCAGGGCUGGUGGGGAAGGGGUUGUGCUUGAGUGCUGGAGAACAGGGGUUGGAGAAGGCAAGUAGAGUUUCACCUGCUAUGGCAUAGGCUCACCCAGAGCAGAGCCCAGGUGUCUGCCGCCAUUCUGGUGCACUCCCCUCUCCCACCCAUAGUUAUGCUACUGAGAGCCUUAAUAAUGUUGAGUUACUGCUCCAAGAUCCAACCUAGGAGGGCAGGAAACCUGGCUAUAACUAAUUGUUCCUUAAGUAUGGCAAGGGCAGAUCUGUGCAGAGGAAGCAUGAUCUGGCCCUCGGUUUCAGUUUGACUGGGAGUCUGUCAUCUGUGUUUGUCCUUCUGUGUUCUACAGACUCUUGAGUUUUGUGACAUCUGGGAGUACUAUAACCAUUUAAUUUAUACGUGUAUAAAUCAGAACUGAUUUCUUUGAACAUGUGGCUACUCCAGAUUUACAGUUUUGAAGCUAAGGGAAGAAUUUGUCCAUAACUUUCCAAAGUCCUCUUUCUUCAAUUCCAGUCUGAAAUGGUUCACAUGCCCCUGCAAGCUUUCUAAAACAAAACUAUCCCCACAAACCUCAGUUCAGAGAGAAACUCUUGUUGAUUAGGAAUUCUUGAUUUUAGUGGGCUGCUCCCAUGUGUUUUCAGUAAAGUGGUAAAGCAAAUGCUGCCAGGGGGUAUUUCCAAAAGGCUUUGGCUGUAUUCAGUGAAGUUUUGUAUUGAUGAGAGCAAGUAUUUGUGAUAUGUGUAAGUACAAACUCCUGGGAACAGGAUAUUGAGGUGGAGGUUGAGCAAGAAAGAACUACACCAGCAGUUCUCUCGUUUAGCAUAGAAGUUGUUACAUUAUUAUAGCUUUCAUGUUGCAGAUUUGUAAAAUGAGGUCAAAUGAGUUUACAAUGGACAUAAUGUUCUCAAGCUAGCCGGUCCCGAAUAUAAAGCCAGGAAACUGCAGGUCUGAAAACAUCUUUUUCAGCCAGGAUGUAGUCAUGUAUUUUUGUCUCAUAAAAUCAUGGAAGUAAAAGACAGAACAACUCUGUCAUCUACCUCUUUCUCUGGUGGCUAUAGUAGGGUUUCUCCCUGUGUUCUCAUGUUGUGUUUAGUCUAACAUUCUGUGUAGCAGCUAAAACACCAGGUUAGCCCGUUUUCUCAUUUCAUUGCGACUUAGACUGCUAAUGGAAAUCUACUUUGCCCCCAAACUGUUUUAUACUGUAGUCCUAUGUACAACAUCUCUUCAGCUUUAGGAACUUCAGCUUGAAGGCUGACACCCUGUAAAAUUUAGCUGUCUCACAAUGCAGAAUAGUCUCCAAAAGGAAAUGGAGCAAGCUCGCUCGCUUUCUUAUAUUUAAAACUGGAUUAAAACUUGAUUAAUUAAA